This is a messenger RNA of Fimicolochytrium jonesii, 1869 nucleotides long. RefSeq lists its product as uncharacterized. The transcript has 4 exons. Bases 113 to 1438 code for a protein of 441 amino acids. Gene Ontology annotation, cellular component: Golgi membrane. Gene Ontology annotation, molecular function: UDP-galactose transmembrane transporter activity. The record is from RefSeq and is a predicted model, not a curated record. Gene Ontology annotation, biological process: pyrimidine nucleotide-sugar transmembrane transport. NCBI's taxonomy places the organism in Eukaryota, Fungi, Chytridiomycota, Chytridiomycetes, Spizellomycetales, Powellomycetaceae.
CUCCGAAUUCACGUUUGCCCAUUUUCGGGUCGGUCACUUCCGAGAAGCCUUCCCACCCAGCCGUUGUAGACGGCAAAAGCAUAGGUUGCGGAGCCAGCGACGGAAUCUAGCGAUGAGGGCUGUAACAGACUUUUCCACGGCGUUCGCUUGGGUUACCACGGUGAUCACCAGUUCGGCGGCGGCGCUGUUAAUUCGCCUUUCUCGGAAAAGAGCGGGCGGUUCAUAUCAAGAUUCCACCGCUAUCAUGUUAUCGGAGAGCCUCAAGCUAUUGGUGUACGUCAUUGGGAUACGUUUUCAAAGGUCAACAAAUCAAGCUACAGUUCCUGAGCAGGGCACUGUAGGUAUGCGAGCGAUCGUAAGUUGUCAAGGAGGUCCCAAGGUGCUAUUAGCUGCGGGGCUACUUUUCAGUCACAACUAUUUGAAAUUCAUUGCCUCCUCAUGCCUGGGCGUUGCGCAAGUUUUAUCCCUUAACCAGAUGUCGAUUUGCACCGCUGCGGUCUUCGCAACUUUCCUCCUAGGCCAUGCCGUGGCCAUUCGGGAGCGCUUUGCCUUAGCCGUUCUGGUUGUGGGAGCUAUCAUAGUACAGCUUCCUAAGAACCUGAACGGCCCUUCCGAGAAUUCCUUUGGUCUAUGGUCCGGGAUUCUUGUUCCGUGGAUAUCUGGUUUUUUCGAAACCUAUAUGCAGUCUGCGAAAGUGUCCCGCUCGUCACAGUUAGGGCUAAACCUGGAACUCAGCGUGUACUCCGUCACCCUCUCACUGUUCGCUGUCGCAGUGCAGAGCGGAGCAAAACUGCGGGAAGGCCAAGACUGGAUCUGGAGCGGAUACUCAGUGUGGACAUGGCUGGCAAUUGUUGCACAUGGGUUGAACGGCCUCACCUUCUCGAAUGCCCUUAACAGCCUUAGUAGAACUCAUAGGAACUCUGCUGGGGCGUGCGCCAUGAUUCUGAGCAGUUUCGCUGCAGUACGCAUACUUGAUGAAGCUUUUACGUUGUACGUGACCUUAGGCCUGUUUUUGAUCUUCUUCGCUACCAUUCAAUGCAACUGCUGGGAUAGCUUCAGUAAGAUCGGAACCAUAUCUUACGGCAUUGUCCGUAGCGACGGGACCUCCGCUAAACAUUUCCGACAACGGAAUGUGUCAAGAUCGAUUUUCCGGCCGAUGCUGAGCAUGUCCGGCGGGAUAUUAGUCAUAUUAUUGGUGUGGACUACCAGGUGGACGUUCUUAUAUUCCGUGACUCCAGCGUUCUUGACUCCAAGCAUCCCGUGCACCUUCAAUCACACGGGUCCGCUACACGACGAAGAUCUGAACUGCUUGAUAGAAGUCUUUCCCUUCGCUACCCCGACGAAAUUAAGGCCCGUCGUCAACGGCACUCACAAGAUCAAAGGCAUUUCAUGGAAUGAUGGAACUCCUCCGAUCGCGUAUCCCAGCUUCUUGAGCUGAUUCGCAGCUUACAUCGGCACAUCCUUACGCCAUUCGAGAUCGUUAUCAUGGAUCAGAAUUCAACGUAUCCGCAAGCGGUAAAUUUUGUGAGCAGACUCGAAGAAUCCGGUGUCACUAUCCUGCGAGUGACUGAUCCAUGGAACACCUUCGACGAGCUCUACUACGUGUUUGUUCGUUUGCUUAACAAAUACAUGGAAACAAGUAACGCCAGCUACUACAUCCUUACCGACCCCGAUACCGCCCUUGAUAAUGCCCCUGGCGAUGUGCUGCAAGUCUAUCAAUCCGUACUGGACGUCAAUAACUUGUAUAGCGUUGGGGCGGCCAUCCGGUGGGACGACUUACCCGACGAGCUUCGCGAUGGUCAUAUGAUGUGGGAACAAGUGAUGGUUACGUUACCUGCACAGUGCCAUGUGUAUCGGAGCGCAUGCUAU